GGAACUCUAAAAGAUAUGUUCAUUGAAAUAAACGGACCAAAUUUUUUUUUGUUAGACAGGGACUCUCUAAAUAAUUUUUUUUUCUUCCUUUUUUUUCUUUCAGAUAAAGACGAGUGUCAAACUCGUGAUUUGAACAGCUGCGUCCAACGAUGUGAUAAUACCGACGGAGGCUAUGUCUGCUCAUGUGUGGAUGGUUAUGAACUCGAUGCUGAUGGCUUCACUUGCAACGAUAUCGACGAGUGUUUGCUGUUCACCUAUAAGUGCGAAGAUGAAUCCAUGCAAUGCGAAAACAAACCUGGCUCUUACAAGUGUGUUUGUGGGGAAGGACUGUAUUGGAUUGACAACAAAUGCCAAGGACUUGAAAAAGGAGCUGAACCUCCUCCACCUCCCCCUGCCGAAGAACCGCGAACACCAUCCGACGAGGAGAGAAGCCAGUCUGUCGAGUUGGAGAUACAGGGGUUAAAUGUGUCUCAGUGGAACCAACCUCUACAAGAAGCAUUCAAGGCUGCAGUUGCAACGGCAGCAACCAAGCACUGUUCAGAAACGGACGACUGCAGAUCGACAUCUACCAGCGCUCGCCGUAAGAGAGCAGCUUCCUACAUCAUCUUCACAGAAGACCAAGUUCACAUUCUUCCAGGCUACCCAAAACAGAUUUCUACGAACCCUCUACUGGCAAGCUUAGCAUUCUACUUGCAAUUUCUACCCGGAACUUCCAAUGUUGACGCCAUCUCGAAAGACAACCUCGUUUCAAUUGUUAAAGGGGCUAUUGCAGACAUUUCAAACUCCAUUGAUGGUGACAUUUCGAGCGUGCGAACCUUCGUCGCUGAAACAUCAACAGCGGUAACAUCAACAGUAGCUCCGUCUAAGCCCACUGAAAAAGACUCUAACAAGAUGCCUUACAUCAUUGCGGGUUCCGUAGCCGGCGGGCUGUUGGUCAUUAUCAUUACUGUUAUAAUCAUAUGGAAAUGCAGUAACCCAAAAAACAGAAUUCCCAAGCGCGUUACCCCUUCCCCGAGAGAAAAAUCGAAGCUGGAAAUGGAAGUCGUUGCUGGUUCUAUCAAUGAUGGAUACAACAAGGAUCAGCCAAUUUGAAUGAUUGAUAACCAUCCGAAGAAGCAAUGCGUGUUUGUUAAAAGUAGAAAAUAAUGAUAAAAGGUCGAACUUAAUUAAGGUAGAUAUUCCGUCAGCAUUGCGCGGCGUAAUUUUAUAUAAUAGCGUAAUUUUUGUAAUUUUAUAAAUUAUACCGAUAGCGGUGUGACCGACCAUGUCCAUUCUAAUAGUCGCAUUUCGAACGCGGAUGUCUGUAAAUUUAGAUUUCAUUAUAUACCCGUUGUCUCUCUCGCUCUGCAAGAUUGUCAAAUCAGGAGCCAUGAACUCUACUGGGAGGAGAUAAUACUACAAGAUUUUGCUAGGGAGAUAAGUAAUUGCUUCAUUUAAAUAUAUCCUCCCCUGUAUUGGCAUUAUCGGACAAUCUAGGCCAUAAUUUUAGUGUGUGUUAGUAAUAUCCUCCCCUACGUCCACUAUAACCAAUGACGCCCCAUCUGAUAACGACAUCAGCUCGUUAGACAAGACAAAUAAGACAAAUCAAACAGACAAAUCAUAAAAACGAUUAACGCCUUUAGUUUUAUUUACUUGCUGUUUGUUAAGAAUUUGGACAUGUGUUAUCUAGCUGUCAGUAAAACUUAACGCUUAUUAAUCAGUGUGUCAAUGAUUAUGAUAUGACGAUUUUUUACGUUUGUGUAGUAUAACGAUUAGCCAACCAGUUUUUCUCUCCGAAGAACACUCACGAACAAAAACAGUUGAAACUUUGCAUUGCUUUUAGUUUAGCAGUUCACUGAGUCCCGGUCAGAGGUGAAGAUAAUUAACAAACUUUGUCGUUUAGAAGUUAGUCAUAACAACAGCUUUGGAAUAACAUCACUUUCCCAUUUAUUGUUGCAAAUGGCUAAUAAAAGUCUCCCAAAUAAAGUUAACCUUUUUGUUUGUCGUGAUUCAGGGUACAGAGAAUGCC
Molecule: messenger RNA, 2008 nt
Organism: Orbicella faveolata
Lineage: Eukaryota; Metazoa; Cnidaria; Anthozoa; Scleractinia; Merulinidae
Biological process (GO): cell-matrix adhesion
Cellular component (GO): membrane
Molecular function (GO): protein binding; calcium ion binding
Source: RefSeq, a predicted model, not a curated record